Daphnia magna is the source of this 1544-nucleotide messenger RNA. RefSeq lists its product as uncharacterized. The transcript has 2 exons. NCBI's taxonomy places the organism in Eukaryota, Metazoa, Arthropoda, Branchiopoda, Diplostraca, Daphniidae. The record is from RefSeq and is a predicted model, not a curated record. The coding region runs from base 166 to 1515 and encodes 449 amino acids.
UUAGAAAACGAACACUUCCAGUAGGAGUGACCUGUACGCUGACUUCCCUGUCGUAGAGGAAAAAUGUCACCAAAGUAUAAAAAGAAGGCGGUGGCGUCGAAACAGAGUCAGAACACGUCACUUGUUGCAACCGUCUGGAAGUAAUAUAACACUCCCUUUUUAGCCAUGUACUUGCUGGUGGUUAUUGCAACGUGGUUGGUCGGGACAGCCGAUGGUUACACGUUCCAAAAACCAGUUGGGCCAACCGCCGUGCAUUAUCCUAUGACUUCACAUCCUCAUUUGAAUGCUGGAGUAUACGGUAGACAUCAAUCCUGGCUUCCCGGUGGUGUCAACGCACAUCCUGCGGCUGGAACACGUCGUCAAUACACGCCAGUUAAUCAAGCGCCAGGUGCUAGAUCUUAUUUUCCUAAGCAGUCGCAUGUUGCAGUCCCGCCGAGCGUCCCGAAAGCCAGCGCUUACCAAGCCCAGCAUGGAACUCAAGGAACAAUCAAAACAACACGUCCUUACGCACCUAAAGUCAGUUCCGUGAUCAAACCAUUUCCACCGAAACAACCUGAUGAAAAGGUGGCAGUCGUUACGUCGCAGUCCUAUCCGUCCGGCCCAGCGGCAAAAAGCCAUGCCCCGGUACACAGUCCAGCAUAUAGCCCAGCAGUGAAACCCGUUCCAGCAGAGGCAUCAAGUCAUCCGGGUACAGGCAGUUUGGUUACAAAUCUGCCACCACCGCGUUGGAUUCCUUCAUAUGGCGUUGGUAAUACUAAGACACCCGUGUACCCACCAUAUCCAACUGGACCUGCACCGGCUACCGGAGGUUACCAACAGCAACGGGCAAAACAACCGGCUGGACAAGUAUCCACCAUGAAAAUGAGAAAUGAAAAAGAGGCGUCGAAUGAAGGUUCACUGGAGACGCCGUUACAAACUGCCGUUUUGAUUACUAGAAAACCCAGUCAGGGAGCAAAGAUAGAAACAAACGACCAAACCCCAGACGUCCCAGCAACCCAUUCGGAAAUGCAACCCAAUGUCGAUUAUCCUACCCAUACUUUUCCAACAAUGACUGGAACCGCUUCAACAAAUGCUAGCACGUUGCCAACACCAGAAACUCUUAAUUAUCAGAACCCUUCACCUAACGUUGCACUUACUUUAUCCGACAACUUGUCUUCAACAUCCGUACCCCAUUUGGCAAUUGAAGAUAAAAACCUCCCACUUGAAACUGAUGCACCUGUGGCGCCGAUUGAAGUAAAUGAAGUUCACACUCCGCAACCUAUUCAUCCGGAAUCCAGUGGUGAGCAUGUCUUACAGCCGGUUAACCCAACAACUGAAGCUACCCUUGCAAUGAAUGAUGGCAGUUUUUCUGGGGAGAGCCAAGAGGUUAACUACAAGACCAAUGCAAAUGAGCAACAAUUGAUUCCCGAACCGGCUGUGAGUUACCAAGUUCCGCUGCAGUCCGCUUACGCAACGUCCAACACUAACUUGCAAUCAGUGGAGGAGAUUUCCAACACAAGUCGCAGAAGUAGGUGAGGUCUUCGAGCCCAGUUAUUCGCUAGGGG